Chaetomium globosum CBS 148.51 is the source of this 990-nucleotide messenger RNA. RefSeq lists its product as uncharacterized. The record is from RefSeq and is a predicted model, not a curated record. The transcript is spliced from 3 exons. Lineage: Eukaryota; Fungi; Ascomycota; Sordariomycetes; Sordariales; Chaetomiaceae. The coding region runs from base 1 to 990 and encodes 329 amino acids.
AUGUGGAGGAUCAACUUACGGUCACAGCCGUCUCGGCCAGCUCCCCCUUACGAUCCCGCCGUCGAAGCUUGGCUGGAUUCACUCCCGCCGCCAACAGCGAAGCCCUCGUCGAAAGAGCUCCAGCAGUGGAGACUCACCGAUUAUCAUGGCCUCGGCUGGAGCGUUUUUGUUACUUGCAACGUCCUUCGGACCGCAUCCUUGCUCGUUGCUCUCUCCGUGAUAGGCAUCAUCGCCUCCGUCACCGCCGGGCGGCAAGGUCCCUUGGGCGCCUUCGAACGCCUGGUCCCAGUUCUAGUAGUGUGUCCCGUGGUUGCUCUCUGGAACACGGCCGAGUUGGUUGUGGCAGGUCUCCGCCGGGAUGGCGGGAUUCCGCCCAAACUUCACAUUGGAGUCGACGGCGUCCUCUUCCUGGGUGUAGCGACUGCGACGGGCACGCUACUAGUGGAUGUCAUCUGCGGCAUCACUGACUUUGGGGCCAUCUUCGACACGGCAGGAGAAGAGAUUGCCAGCAUCUGCCUCUUGAUUGUCAUGAUGGUGAUCCACUCGUUUCUCCUAUUCUUCUUCAUUUGCCACUACGUCGAGAGCGUACGGAAUAGGUCGACAACCCCAGCGACGACAGGCCCAGGUGUGGUGCCGCAGUAUGCCGAAAACUCCGGGCCAUGGCCUUCCGCUGAAUAUACAGCAAGCAACACAGGACCGCACGCUACGCCGGAGGCCCUGAAGGCCCUACCAAUUACCUCAACUUUGGAGCUGCGAGACUCAUACCAGAAGCCCCAUUACAAAACACAAGUAAUUGACGUCCCCUCACAACCGGGGCCAGCAACUGGGCUGCCCCCAGCCGCAGUCUUGGAGGGGACAGCGCUAGCACAGGCAAUGUCGGGGUUGUGGGACGUGGAAGCGAAAUCACCUCAUCAAACCAGGUGGUCCGGCAGCGACGAGAAGACCGUCAGCGGCAACGCCGUCCAGAGCGUGGGCGGAUAUUGGAUGUAA